AUGUACGCGGCGGCCGGUGGCGCGUCGCUGGCCAGCAGGCGGCACAAGCCCAAGCACCGGAACACAGCGGACGCGGACGCGCUGAUCCACCAACAGUUUCAGCGCCGGUUCCAGCAGCACCAGCAACAGUAUGCACCAGCGUCCGUGGAACACCAGCUGCGCGCCUCGUCGUCGCUGACGCCGUCCACGCCCAUGUCGCCGUUCGGACAAGUCCGGUUAUCGGGUCCGUUCGAUCCGGCCGAGAAUAAGACAGCAGCGUCGGUGGCUUGGCCUGGACCAGUCGGUCCGUCUCCAGACAGCGAUGGCUCGGCACCAGGUGGUUCCAUACUCAUACACCUGCCGGCUGACCCACAUAGGAAAUGGACGAAAAAAAAUAAGAUCCACGACGCCUUGUCGUUCGGGGGUGGCGACGGCGACGACCGGAGACUCUACGAGCUGCAGCAGGGCGCGGCGGCCAACACCCUACUGUACGUGGGACUGUGUUCUGUGGCGCUGGGCCUGAUCAUCGCGUUCGUGGGCACCGGUGAGAAGGGCUUCAAGACGGUCCAGCUCAGGUUCAUCGGGCCCGGCAUGAUCGCCAUCGGCGUGUGCUGUUGCGCUGUCCGCAUUAUGUUGUGCUUCUGUCCGCCGACGUUUUGCUUCAAGCGCCGCCGGCACAAGGGUGGCGGCGGUGCUUCAGACAAAAUGGCUGAGUUCUACAAAUACAUGCCGUUCCGGAACCAUCCGAUAAACGCCAACUCAGCCGCUGCCGAACCGCUCACCGGAGUCGUCGUCGAGAACGUACCGAUGACGGUCCUGAAACCGGCACUGAAACGCGUGUCCAUGGCCGCUAACCAGCAACCACAAAUCGUCUGUCAACAAGCGAAACGGAUGCCUAAGGCCACUCCAGAAGCCAGUCUGGAUAGCAGCAUGGAACAUCUGAUCGAACAGGACGACCAUCUGUACACGAAGGACGAGGUAAGCUCGAACAAAAAUCUCUCCAACCUCAAGUCAACGUUGACAUUCGAGGACUCGUUGAACGUGGCCACCAAAAUGAUGGUAAAAUCGUUCGAGGAGUUGAACAACGCGUCUUCCAUGCCAGGCGGUGAUUCCACCGACCAUCACCGACAGGAGCUGGUGCUGAGCGCCGUGAACCUGACGAAGUAG
Molecule: messenger RNA, 1146 nt
Organism: Macrosiphum euphorbiae (potato aphid)
Lineage: Eukaryota; Metazoa; Arthropoda; Insecta; Hemiptera; Aphididae
Source: the annotation of a GenBank genome assembly